This is a messenger RNA of Adineta ricciae, 504 nucleotides long. NCBI's taxonomy places the organism in Eukaryota, Metazoa, Rotifera, Eurotatoria, Adinetida, Adinetidae. The record is from the annotation of a GenBank genome assembly.
AUGGUCCGGACCCGUGGUCACAUUGUACCGUGCGUAAUCGCCCUUUUACCUGGUCGAUCAGCAACUAUCUACAAGCGUCUGUUUCAACUACUCGACCAGGAAGCUGCAGAUCUUCACAUGACAUUCGAACCGAAACUCAUCACAAGUGACUUUGAAUCUGGAUUGAUCAAAGCUGUAAAACAUCAUUUUCCGAUGUCGCGACAUGUGGGGCGUUUUUUUCAUUUUACCCAAAGCGUGCAUCGGAAGAUACAGCAACUUGGACUGUCUGUUGAAUAUAAAAAUAAUGAAGAAACGCGAUCCCUCUGUCAACAACUCAUGGCACUCGGUCUUCUCCCUCGUGGCAAAGUGUUGCCUGCAUUCGAACAUCUCACCGAAGCCCAGCUUGAAUCACUCGAAGACGUGUUCGACUAUUUCGAAGAUUUCUGGACGGAAACAACGCUCAUUGAUUUAUGGAACGUCUCCGAUUUGAAAAUUAGAACGAAUAAUAAUGCUGAAGGUAAAUAA